UGCGCGAGGGGAAGGGCUGAGGGGGAUGAGAGUGGGCGGGCGGCAGUGGUUACGAACGGCGAGCGGCGCGGCAGUAGUAACGGAUAGUAGUCUCGCGGCCGGUAGUAGUAAACGGCUGGCUCGUCGCGACCCUUCCGAACCGGCCGGACGAUCAAUCGAGCCGGCGAGAGAGAGGCACGACGACACCGGCACUACCUCCUCUCCGGGCUCGUUCUGCCCCGAGGGAACCCGGAGCUCGGCCUCCGGACUCCCGGAGAUCGCGUUAAUGCGCCGAGGCGGUGGAGUGAGGAAGAGUGAGCCGUCACCGGGGGAUUGUCGGGGGGAGGUGGAGGACGGCAGCCUUCGCGAUCAGGACGUCGAGGAGUCACGAACGGGAGUUCCCGGCUGCCGGAAGCGCGCGUAGGAAGUGAACGGCGGCCGAGUUCGGGGAUCCUCGGGGUGGUCCUCAGGGUGCCGGCGGUCCAGGAGCGCGGGUUUCGCCUGGUCUCGACUAUGUGCCUCGAAGGGAUCCGGCUGCUGGGCUCGUCGCCGGUGACCGUGCGUGGCGUCGACGCGACGGAGCGCACGACGUGACUCCGUUCACGGGUCAGCUGAUCCGACGAGGUCGCGGAAGACAAAGGAGGAGAGAGAUCCACGAUGGCCCUCGUGAUGUUGCCGUGCGACCUGCCCUGGUGGCCGGCGGUGGUAAAGCAACUGGACAAAGCCGCCGCAGCCAGGAAGUCCCAGGAACUGAUAGACGCGAUGCAGCGACUGCAUGACAUGUGCAACAUAAGCCUCGAUCCCGAGGAAGACGUGCAGGACCCUGACUUGUUCGCCGAACUGGCAACCUUCCUAGACGAAGACCUCGACCUCGCGGAGAGGGAGCAGGUGUUCACGAAGACAAUACCGCGGAUGGUGGAGAGGGCGAAGGCUUUGAGAUCCACUAAGCCGCCGCAAGGUUUACACUUUAGCCUCCAGCAGCAAGGUGAUAGCAUCGAAUACAGUUACGCCUUCGUAUCCUCCUUAAUCGCGAACGCAUUCUUCUCGACGUACCCGAAGAGAACCACGAAGACCCACCCUACGUUGCGCGACUUCAAUUUCACGAACUUCUUCAGACAUCUUCACAAAAACGCACAGAAAGCUAAGCUUAAAAGUAUCUUUCAUUAUUACAACUAUCUCGAGACGGAGCAUGCGCUCGACGGCCGCCUGGUAAUUUCCAGACAGGUGAUGUCGGCUAAACAAUGGUUGACUAUCGAGGACUGGCUGGAAAGUAACGUACCUCUGUGUCCGUUAACGAUACGCCACGAGGGUCGGUUGGAGAGGAUGGAGACGGAAUCGAAGGUGCUGCAGGUUUGCUUCGCAGACGCUAAGAUCGGCGGCGGAGUGCUCGAUGGGGAUGUCACGCAGGAAACUGUACAUGUGGCGACGCAUCCCGAGAUGCUCGCCGCGAUACUAUCCGUCGAGGCCUUAGAAGACAACGAAGUACUGAUAAUCGAGGGCGUGCGGCACGUGUCGAGGAUAAACGAUCCGCGGCACAAGGCGAUCUUCGAGAGCAUCCCGAAGCCGAACGUGGUUACGGUCUGCUGUAUAGACCCCGAGGACUACUCGCGGCUGCCGUUGACGCAAUUCGAGGAGGACAACAUUCUGCGCGAGAUGAACAAGUCGCUGUUAGGCUUCCGCCAGCGACACGUGCCCAGCAGUCCGACGGAUCCCAUCAAGGCGGAACCGGAAGCGGAGAUCGGCAUAGGCUCGCGCAGACUGUCGCCGAUCGGCGAGAGCUUCAGCAGCACCCCGCCGGAAACGGAGGGCGAAGACAAGGUCUACUCCAAGACAGACAAGCAGUCCCCGCGCGAAGACUGCGGCAAAUUGGACGGCGCGACGCAGGAGGUGCGCAGCAGGCCUAACGGUAAAUCAAUGAGACCGCCGAGCCCGCACAAGAUAUGCAAGGACGCGAGCUGCAGCAACAGCCGACGGAACCGCUUCAUCGUGCUCGGCUCGAGCGGCGAGGUGCUGCCGGUUACGCGCAAGUCCCUCGGCCAGAUGUCGGUCUACAGCAGCUGCAACAGCCAGAGCACCGACAGCUUCCACAGCGCCAAAGAAACCAUCGACGAGGAACCAAGCGGGGAGGAGGAACACAGACUGACGAAGCGUUACAGCGCGCAGCUGGACACACCCGAAAGACGGGGCACCUUUGCGCAGCGACUGAAGGACGCUCUGAAGCGGGAAAGCACGGCGACCGGCGCGACUUCCUCCAACACCUCGUCCGGCGAGAGCAGCUACGCCGUCGGCAUCAGCGUCAGCGGCAGCCACGUCUGCGAUCAGGACAUCAAGGUAAAAAGAGGAGGCUCGAGGGGUUUCGUCCUUCGCGACGAGACAGUGGACGAGGAGUUCCUGAAGGAAUCCCUGGAGGCUGAGCAGAAGUGGCUCGGCCGGUUUCGACAAAGCCAGGGGCCCAUGUUCCAACGGAAAGACACAAGUGCCAGCAGCAAAUACAGUUUCAGCACCGAGUACAAUUCCGAUUUCUGCUCCGAACUGGAGGAGGUGUACGAGCAGCUGUCCAAGUGGCUGGAGGACCCGAUAGUGGCGGACGAGAGCCGAGAGCUGGAUGCGAGGGACCGGGCGGUGGUACGAUUCGCCGGUUCGCUCCUGAAGCGCGCCCUGAGCGAGUCGUUCGCUGGCGUGCCGGUCCAAGAAGGAGAUCCUCAGCCGUUCAUCGACUCGAACGACGUGAGCCAGCGGCACAAGCUGGCGUUGGCCGUGAGGAGCCUCAGCUUGGAGCUCGCUCGUCAAAAGAACCGAAGACAGCAAUCAGUAUCUGAAUCGGCAGAUGUAGAUCGCUACGAGGACGCCUCGUGCGAGAUGGUAAGAGAAGCGAAGGACUCCCAACGUAGGAAACUUUGGGCCGUUACGUUCACGUCGGAAGUGUUCCAAACGUUGGUCGAUGAUCAGACCACCGUAUGCCUGUCCAUGCCGGCGGCUUCCAGCGCGAAACGCGCUCCGGGCGUGCUCGGUGCCGAGUUGCCGCGCGAGAACAGCCCUCAAGGCGGUGGGUUGCUACCGGUGGCCACCGGUAAUUGGGGAUGUGGGACUAGAUUGAAGGGUGAUCCGCAACUUAAGCUGGUUGUUCAGUGGCUCGCGUCUUCGUUGGCGGGCGUGCCCAGGCUAAUUUACUACACCUCGGGCAAUGCCGGUUUGUCUAAGUUAGACACCGUGAGCAGAGUCCUGAUGGAUAGACGUUGGUCGGUGGGCGAUCUGGCAGCCGCAACUCUCAGGUUCGCCGUGCAAGCGAUCGAGGAGCGGGUCGAGGGCAAGAACAGCCUCUUCGAGGAGAUCAUCGGUAUGGAUAAGCCGAGUCCUUAGCCCGACACGAUGCUGUCCGUUCUGGUGGACGUGUUGGCUACCAUGAUCGAGGACGGCCUAUUGCGAACCUAAUAAUGUAUAUCAAUAUCCCCUUCCCCCCUACCACCCCCGCCUUUCGCGGGGAGAAACACAAAAACAGAACGGGUAUUUAACUGUAGCGACGCAGGAUCGAGAGGAGAACUAUUCUAAUUCGUACGCGAGCGUAGCUUUAGGUGAAACAUGUAACGAGUUUAAAGAGGUAUUCUCAUUCGAAACGUCGCCUUGUGAUUUUUACAAAUUUUUCUCGAAAAAACUAUAGGACAUACAAAUUUGAAGUUUUAUACAAAUAUUUAUUUAUACUUUAACUGUGUGUGCGCGCGUGCUGUGUAUACAUAUAUAUACAGUAAUUUCUACAUAUUACUCGAAACAUUUUAUGUGCAGAUAUCCAGCAAAUUACGCACAAAGAUUGCUUAUGUGCAUAAGCAAAACUUUAUGUCGUACGUCGUCAUAAAGCUAUCAAAUGAUUAGCAAAAUUUUCGCGUGAUAUUUUCAUUAUAAAAACGUGAGAUGCUCACAUGAUCAAAACGAGGGAUGUUAUGCGAAUACAGCGAACGACUUGCGAGCAGACAUCUGACUUGAAAGCUGCGCAAUAUACUGUCGAAUCACGAGCAAAACGUAGAUAAGCCUCAUAUACAAGGCUUAUAGACAUAACAGGCGCAAAUUUUGCUAGCAAGAAUCGUUAUUCAGGUAUUAUUUCAAUAUUAAUAAGGUUAUAAAUCAUUUUGAGCAACGCCGAACGGAAGUUUUGCCUGCAUGUUUACCACGAUACCGGACGUUAUAGACUUCUGAAACCAAAACGGUGAAGAAGAUUGUUAUAAUUCAACUAUAGAUUUAUAAUUGUGGCUAUCGUCCUUACCACGAUGGAAAAAGAAAUUUUGUUUACAAAUGGCACGACUUAAAAAAAAUCGAUUUUGAUCAUUUUUUUCGGCUUUGAGAGUCCUUAAAAAUCGAAACAUUAAAGGUACUUCGUCGUGGUAGGAACGAUAGCCACAAAUUUAUAGUUUAAUAAUUUUCUCGCCGUUUUGGUUUCAGAGAGCUGUAACGUCUGAAAUCGUGGCAACCUCUUUGCGUUCAGCGCUAAAUCGUCAUUAAUAUUGAAGAUAAUACUAUGUGGAUAUUACUAUAUAUAUGUUGUAUAGUUAAAGCACGUCGAUAAAUAUUUAUACAACACUUCAGAAUCGCAUGUCUCAUGGUUUACUCAAAGGAAAAAAAUGUCUAAAAAUCACCUGCCAAACGAAACGUUUCAAAUGAGAAUACUCUUAGACGAUCAAUCAUUGCAGAUAUCGAGUCUUUAGCGAGCCUUGAUUUCGCGUAGAGAGGGAAUUUCUCUUCCUCACGGUUUUCAUUCUUCUGUACUGUUACUCGUCUAGCAUAUCAAAAGGAUAUCAGGCAAACUCGCACAAUUCGUCGUACAAGGCAAUAUAUCAAAUAGAGACGUAGUGUCGCUGCGAUAUUUUCUAGUCUGUAAACGUAGAGGCUGUCGAUGCGGCUUACACGUCCGCAAUUGUUCCCGUUGCGUGUCCCCCGAGAAGCAACGGCCGGCGUAGACACCGUGUAAUACCGGAGCUUCAGUUAUCUUUUAAUCACGUCGUUAGUAAAAGAAUGUGAGGAAACUCCUUAUGAUUUCGCGCGAUAACGGUCUAGUCGGUAUAUGUGUGUGUGCGUAUCUGUAUGUAUGACGCGUGUACGAGAGGUCAAUUCCGAUUUUACUUCAUAUACGAAACAAGUAACUGGACACAGUUACAUGCAAUAAUUAAUGAGGCACAAUAUACUAAACUAUAUUUUGUACAAUAAAUAUUUAUAUAUAUAUAUAUAUUAAGUCGCUCUAUAUUUUAAGUCAAAAAGAAAUAUAUAUAUACGUAAUAUGCGAAUAGAUUUUUAGAGGAAAAAACACUUUUAGUAGUAUUUUCUAAUAAAAUAUUAAUAUAUAUAUAUAUACAUAAACCACAUUUUUUUAUAAAGAUAAAACUUAUAUACAUAAACCGCUUCUAUGUAAAACCGCAAUCUCCGGUAUCGAAGAGUGGGUAACAUGGCCUACGAUGGACUAUGCUUGGUAGUGUGUAAAUCAAUUAAAAAGAAAUGAGGUCUUCCAUUAUUAACGCGAAACAUGUGAAAGUAUUUGUUUUAUGACUUCUAUAUACUUUAGAUAAACUUCUCUCAUUCCUAAUGAGAAGCUUUAUCUCAUUCUAUCGCAUUCUAAGCAAUGAUAGGAAUGUUUCAAAGUCUAUAUAUAUAUAUAUAUAUAUAUAUAUAUACCAUAUACAUGUGCAGGAAAAAAGUAUACAUAUAUACGUGGAGUAUAUAUUAAUAAAUUUAUAUCACACAAAGAGCAAGUGAAAUUUUGCCUCUAUUUGAGAUCUUCCUGUCCUGUCUAAUCGCGAUUCAUCGUUUUUUUUUUUCGAUAUGUGCAUACAAGUUUUAUCUUUUUCUCCCUCCACGAGUCGGCUAAACUCAAGAUCGAUCUCAACAGAAAAUGAAACGUAUCUUGCUACGCAUCACAGUUUUCCUUUUAUUAAUAUCACACGUUAUUGUUAAUUAGAAAUAUCUUAAACAUACCAUCUGUAUAUAUAUAUGUAUAAGAUAGCAUUCAAUAAAUAUUAUUUCCGAACAGUA
Dinoponera quadriceps is the source of this 5991-nucleotide messenger RNA. RefSeq lists its product as uncharacterized. NCBI's taxonomy places the organism in Eukaryota, Metazoa, Arthropoda, Insecta, Hymenoptera, Formicidae. Gene Ontology annotation, molecular function: poly(ADP-ribose) glycohydrolase activity. Gene Ontology annotation, biological process: carbohydrate metabolic process; regulation of DNA repair; ATP generation from poly-ADP-D-ribose. Gene Ontology annotation, cellular component: nucleus; cytoplasm. The record is from RefSeq and is a predicted model, not a curated record. The transcript is spliced from 15 exons. The coding region runs from base 637 to 3339 and encodes 900 amino acids.